GGCUGGUUAUCGAAAGAAAUAAGUAAUUAAAAUCGAUGAUUUACUUAAAAUAAUGCAGCAGCUAGAAUUACAGCUGGCAGUUAAGCUGUGUCUUGCUGGUAGAUAGGUACUAAAAUCAACCCUUGUACCUAGGUACCUACCUACAUACAUGUACCUCUUACCGCAAGAUCCUUCCAGAACCGGCAGGGGUCUUGAAGACUCCCCAACAUGUCGUCCUCCCAUGGUCCUGCAUCAUCUUGUACGGUGCGAAUGGUGCCAGAGAAGAAUAUUUUCUAGACCUGAGUAUUUUGCUGCGGGCUGCACAAUGGCUUUCCAGCAGGUAUUUCUCUUUCUCCCACCAGCUACUUUCGUGACACAUACUUCGGUAUGCUGUCUGUUUAAAAUCCCCUGGUUUUUCCUCGAUUGUUUUCUCCUGUUGCUUCUCGUUUCCUCGUAUAAAUCUAACCAUAGACCGAUUUCAAUUAUUCACAUCUUGUUUCCCCUCUCUUCCAUUUGUCCUGUUUCCGUUUAAACGUUGUCGUCAUCCAGUCUGGUUUAAUUCGACUCCCUUCCUAUCUAAAUUUGUAUUGUGGUCAUCUAGAUAUGGCGUCACCUCGUUCGGACGAAGCCGUUAAUGGUUCUGUUGGGUAUGUAGUGUCUGCAAGCGCACCUCAGUUC
Messenger RNA from Annulohypoxylon maeteangense, 657 nucleotides. RefSeq lists its product as uncharacterized. Lineage: Eukaryota; Fungi; Ascomycota; Sordariomycetes; Xylariales; Hypoxylaceae. The record is from RefSeq and is a predicted model, not a curated record. The transcript has a single exon. The coding region runs from base 149 to 511 and encodes 120 amino acids.